Hypanus sabinus (Atlantic stingray) is the source of this 1634-nucleotide messenger RNA. Its product is annotated as adenosine receptor A1-like. The transcript has a single exon. The coding region runs from base 43 to 1149 and encodes 368 amino acids. Gene Ontology annotation, molecular function: G protein-coupled adenosine receptor activity. Gene Ontology annotation, cellular component: membrane. NCBI's taxonomy places the organism in Eukaryota, Metazoa, Chordata, Chondrichthyes, Myliobatiformes, Dasyatidae. The record is from RefSeq and is a predicted model, not a curated record. Gene Ontology annotation, biological process: adenylate cyclase-activating G protein-coupled receptor signaling pathway; G protein-coupled adenosine receptor signaling pathway; vasodilation.
UGACGAGUGGGAGUGAAGGACAAGCAAUGAAGACCUCAAGGGAUGAGAGGAAGAGGAAGAAAAAAUAAGGAGGAAGCGUUUGCACAUUCUCAUCUCGUGAUGGAUGUGUUGGUCGCUGCUACAUUAAACCUGUCCCUGACCAAGAUCAAUUGCUCAAAUGGUCUCCCCCAUAUCCGGAUUGGCUACUUUAUAGUUGAAACCCUAACAGCGUUCUUUGCCGUUUUGGGGAACAGUUUUAUCUGUUUUGUUGUGAUCAGAAAUAGAAAAUUAAGGACGACGACUAACUUUUUCCUGGUGUCGUUGGCUGUGGCGGACAUUUUGGUUGGCGCUGUGGCCAUCCCCUGUGCCCUGCUCUCGGACCUCGGCCUCCCCAGGUGUAGUUACUACCUCUGUGUCCUUAUGCUGUGCACACUCCUCGUCCUGACCCAAGCCUCCAUCUUUGGCCUGUUAGCCAUUGCUGUCGAGCGCUACGUCGCCAUCUUGUCUCCCUUCCGCUACCAGGUGCUGGUGACGCCGAGGAACACGGCGCUGGUCAUCGUCACCUCCUGGGCGCUGGCGCUGGUCAUCGGGCUGGUGCCCCUGAUGGGCUGGCGCAAGAUGCCCACCGGCGACGAGAGAUGCCUCUUCCACAACGUCAUCGACGAGACCUACAUGGUGUACUUCAGCUUCAUCGGCUGCAUGCUCCUCCCACUCUUCGUCAUGUUCGUCAUCUACGCCAAGAUCUUCCUCGAGGUCAAGAAGCAGAUCCGGAGGAUCGCCGAGAGGAACGUCAACAUCAGCUUGGAGGAGAAGCGGCGGAAAAUAAUCCGUAAGGAAUUUCAGACGGCCAUUUCCCUCUUCAUCGUCCUCUUCUGCUUCACUCUCAGCUGGAUCCCGCUGCAUAUCCUGAACUGCGUCAAGCUCUAUUGUCCGAAGUGCCACAUCCCCACGACUCUGAUGCUAACCACAGUCAUCAUGUCCCACGUCAACUCUGUGGUCAACCCGGUUAUCUACGUCUUCAGGAUAAGGACCUUCUGGGAUGCCUUUCGGGACGUCUUCUCUUGCAUCCCGCACGCGGGCUUCACUGGGAAAUACUCCAACUCAGACUGCACGGGAAUGAGUAAGAUUGGGUCGUUGACGAUCAGGAGAGACACGUUGCCAGGGAAAUGAUCCCGUGGAGGAACCCCAACCCAACCCCUCAGAUAACCAGUCAACCAGGUGUAACAAUCCUCCCAUGCGUAACUCACCCUCUACCGUCACGCCUACUCGUUUUUGUGAAGUAUUUUUCUAUUGACUGUGCAUUCCUCAUUUAUAUCUUGGCAACAAACAGAUUUAUUUUUACGUAGAGAUACAACCCUGUUGACCCAAUGAGUCUGCACUGCCCAAAUAGGCCCUGUGACCAAUAACUAAUCCGUACAUUAUUUGAAUGCGGGAGGAAACCCACAUGGUCACGGGCUUGUCAUGGACAGUGGCAGAACUGAGCCCAGGUCACUGACGCAGUAAUGGCGGUAUGCAGUCCACCACGCUACUUGCCGGCCAAUUCUGAAAUGCGACGCGGCCUAUUGCGAUCUGGUCUUCACUUCAGCGAGUUUGAAAGGCCUCGGGAGAGUUUUGCAAGAAUCCAUUAAGAGCCAUUGAGUAUUGACUGUUUUACU